GCCACUUGCCAGCUCCGCGCCUCUCUCUCUCUCCUUCUAAAAACCAGUCUCAACUUUCUCUCUCUAGAAGUGCAGACAAAAAAUGUCGUCCGAUGAGGAAGGAGGAGAGGAGUACCUCUUCAAGAUUGUCAUAAUCGGCGACUCUGCCGUCGGGAAAUCAAACCUUCUCUCUCGCUACGCCCGGAACGAGUUCAACGCCCAUUCAAAAGCAACGAUCGGCGUCGAGUUCCAGACGCAGAGCAUGGAGAUCGAAGGCAAAGAGGUCAAAGCUCAGAUUUGGGACACUGCUGGUCAAGAACGCUUCCGUGCCGUCACCUCCGCGUACUACCGCGGCGCCGUCGGAGCACUCGUCGUCUACGACAUCAGCCGUCGCUCCACCUUCGAGAGCGUCGGACGUUGGCUUGACGAGCUGAAGACACAUUCGGAUACAACGGUGGCGAGGAUGCUGGUGGGGAACAAGUGCGAUCUAGAUAACAUGAGAGCAGUGAGCGUGGAAGAAGGCAAAUCCCUAGCUGAAAAACAAGGACUAUUCUUCAUGGAAACAUCGGCUCUUGAUUCAACAAACGUUAAAACAGCGUUUGAAAUGGUAAUCCGCGACAUCUACACAAAUGUUAGCCGGAAACAACUCAACUCCGAUACACAUAAAACCGAACUGAAGUGGAACAGCCGAGUAAGUCUCGUUAAGGACGACAAUAAGGGAUCUAACCAAGGGUUUGGUUUAUCUUGCUGUUCCUCCUCUUGACCUCACUUAUGGUUUCUAAAUUAUUUACCUUUUGCUUCAUUUGUUACUUCACAAAGUUUCAUAAGAUUUACUUUUGUUUUUUUCUCCCAAAGAAAAAGAAAGCAAAGAUCAUAUUGAUUCAUAUCUGUAAUAAAUGAAACCAAAUGGAAGAGAAAGAUAUUUUUGUUUAACAUUCAAGGAGAUUAGUAUUUUUUUU
This is a messenger RNA of Eruca vesicaria subsp. sativa (arugula), 938 nucleotides long. The record is from the annotation of a GenBank genome assembly. Lineage: Eukaryota; Viridiplantae; Streptophyta; Magnoliopsida; Brassicales; Brassicaceae.